UUGACAAGAAAAGGUUUAAAUUCGAAUUACUAUUAUUUUGGUCGAUUGACAGUAUUUAUAUUUGUCCAUUAUCUGCCGGCAUAUAAUUAUACAUUUUCUAAUUAUUUUGACUAAUAAUUGAAAACAUUCGCCUUUAAAUAAGAAUUCAUUAUUUAUAGAUCUAUCUUAAAGUCGUAGUUUUAUUGCAUUGAUUAUUUGCAAGAAAAUGGCGGACUGGGAAGACGAUUGGCAAGAAUCGGAGCCUGUAGCCGUAGCACCGACACCGAUUACUUACAAUGCCAGAGUAUUUAGCUCAAGCUCAGGUCGAGGGAGAGCUAGAGGUGCUUAUAGAGGUCAAAGCAAUGAUUCGAAUUGGAGAGCACGUGGUGGAGAUUCUACUGACAGAGACAACCGGCGUAGUUAUCGUCAGGAUAAUAGUAACAAAAAAGUUAUUAUGAUUCCUUCUAAUAAAGUUGGGCGUGUUAUUGGUAAAGGUGGCUGCAAAAUUCGUGACCUCGAAUUUGAGUCUGAAGCUAAAAUCAAAAUCGGUGACUCCAGCGGAAAUGACACUAACAUCACACUUUUUGGUACAGACGAAGCAAUAUCAAAAGUGGAAAGCAUGAUAAACGAAUUAACAGAAGAGCGUAAGCCAACUCCUAAGGAAAAUUUUAACAACAGCAAUGCUAGUUCUACUUCCAAUGAUUUUUUCAAACAAAGUACUGAGGGUGUGGAAGUUAUUGAUUGGAAUAAACUUAAUGCUUUUUACGAUAAUCACCAAAAGGAGAGAUGGGAUAAUUUAGCACCAAUUGUAAAAGAUUUUUAUAAAGAAGAUCCAGUGGUGAGUAAUAUGACCCCGGCUGAGGUAACUCGUUGGCGCUUGGCUAAUCAUGAUAUUCAGGUGAAGAGAACUUUUGAUGAGAAGCCUGGCUUACUACCUGUGCCAAAUCCAGUAUUAACAUUUGAACAAGCAUUUCAUAACUACCCAGAGAUCUUGGAAGAAAUUUAUAAACAAGGUUUUAAGCAGCCAUCACCUAUCCAAAGUCAAGCUUGGCCAAUAUUGCUUAGAGGUGAUGAUAUGAUAGGGAUUGCUCAAACUGGUACAGGAAAAACUUUGGCAUUCCUAUUACCAGCUCUAAUUCACAUUGAAGGUCAACCCACUCCAAGAGAAAAAAGAGAAGGCCCAACUGUUCUCAUUUUGGCUCCAACAAGAGAACUUGCCUUGCAAAUUGAGAAGGAAGCUUCCAAAUAUCAAUACAAAGGAAUAAAAUCUGUCUGCCUUUAUGGAGGUGGAGACAGAAAAGAACAAAUAAAAACUGUUACCAAAGGAGUAGAUAUAGUGAUUGCAACUCCUGGGAGGUUAAAUGAUCUUGUGCUGGCUAGACAUUUAAAUGUCAUCAAUUUUUCUUACAUUGUAUUGGAUGAAGCUGACAGAAUGUUAGAUAUGGGAUUUGAACCUCAGAUUAGAAAAUCGCUGUUUGAUGUGAGACCUGAUCGCCAAACCGUGAUGACAUCUGCAACUUGGCCAUCAGGAGUACGCCGGCUUGCUGAGUCCUACAUGAAGGACCCCAUUCAAGUCAAUGUUGGCUCAUUAGAUCUUGCUGCAGUACAUACAGUUACACAACAAAUUAUGUUUGUAGAUGAAGAUAACAAGGAGGCUGCACUGUUUGAGUUUAUUCAAAACAUGGAUAAAAAUGACAAAAUCAUUAUAUUUUGUGGUAAAAAGGCUACAGCCACACAUAUAACAACAGAAUUAUGUAUGAAGGGAAUAGAAUGCCAGUCUUUACAUGGAGACAGGGACCAAAGUGAUCGUGAAGCUGCUUUAGAGGAAAUGGUUGAUGGCACAGUCAAUAUUUUAGUAGCAACUGAUGUUGCAUCGAGAGGAAUCGAUAUAAAAGACUUGACUCAUGUUAUAAAUUUGGAUUUCCCACGUCAUAUUGAAGAAUAUGUCCACAGAGUGGGAAGAACAGGCCGAGCCGGAAAAACUGGAAUUGCUUUGUCCUUUGUCACGAGGAAUGACUGGGCUCAUGCUCGUGAGUUAAUUAAGAUAUUGGAGGAAGCUAAUCAAGAAGUACCUGAUGAACUUUUUUCAAUGGCUGAGAGAUUUGAAGCAAUGAAAGUACGCAGGGAAAGAAAUGGAGGGGACAGGCGGGGCAGAGGUGGCAGGGGUAGGAGAGAUGGUUUUUACUAGAAUGUAUUAAUGAUUGAUGAUAUCAAAAGUAGUGCUUCAUGUUUCGAUAAUAGUUCCUUUUAAUUAUUCAAAAUAGUUUGUGUGUGAUUUAAUUAUGCAUGCACCAACAUUUUGAACCUUUUUAUAAAUUUUUAACAUUCCAAAUAUAAACAUGUGAUCCAAAUGUUCACUACCUAUAA
Vanessa tameamea is the source of this 2346-nucleotide messenger RNA. Its product is annotated as probable ATP-dependent RNA helicase DDX43. Gene Ontology annotation, molecular function: ATP binding; RNA helicase activity; RNA binding. The record is from RefSeq and is a predicted model, not a curated record. Bases 206 to 2167 code for a protein of 653 amino acids. Lineage: Eukaryota; Metazoa; Arthropoda; Insecta; Lepidoptera; Nymphalidae. The transcript has a single exon.